This is a messenger RNA of Selaginella moellendorffii, 1270 nucleotides long. RefSeq lists its product as uncharacterized. Gene Ontology annotation, molecular function: S-adenosylmethionine-dependent methyltransferase activity. The record is from RefSeq and is a predicted model, not a curated record. The coding region runs from base 205 to 1227 and encodes 340 amino acids. The transcript has 8 exons. Lineage: Eukaryota; Viridiplantae; Streptophyta; Lycopodiopsida; Selaginellales; Selaginellaceae.
AAAGCCUGGACACAAAAGGAGUUGCAGCAACUUGUAGAGGCCAGUGGCUUAAUUGAUUGGAAGAGCCAGACAAGCGGCCGAUACAUUCUCUUCUCUGCAACGAAACCAGCCUAAGGAUUUUCUUCUUUCGUAAUCUAGGCUUUUCUUGUUCUUUGUUUCUGUCGAGUUCCUCCGUUGUGAAUUUUGCUCGAUCUCUCAGAAGGAAUGGCACUCGUCCUCCUUAGGAGAAGGAUAAUAAUCAGGCGAGUGUAUGGUUUCAAGCAACAAGAACUUUGGUCCUCUAAUCAUCAUUUCGGCUUACAUCGUCACACGAGGUUCAUAACUACAGGUGCUCGAGAGAUGUACCAAGAACAGGAGAAUGAACAAGAAGACGAUGCGAGGACAACUUUAAAGAGCCUGGCGUGUCCUAUAUGCUUGCAGCCACUCUGGACAUCCAGCAAUGAAAGUGUGAGCGUUGAGAACGCUGCAAGCACUUCCUUCCGGUGUAAUGGCUGCCGGAGGAGCUACCACUCCAGCUCCCGCGGGAUCAUAAACUUGACGAUUCCGGGAGCUUGCGGUGUUCCACUCUCAGCGUCGGUGUUUGAGAAUCCGAUCGUAGCACGCUUUUACGACAAGAGCUACCGUGACCAGGUCUUUCAGCUCGUUGGAUUCCCAGGCUUUGACGAGGAGUUUACUAUGGCACAGGAGAUCUUGAGACCAUGUUUCGGGAAAGCCAUCAUGGACUUGAGCUGUGCCGGGGGCACUUUGACGCGAAAGUUCGCAGCCAGCAACGCGUACAAGCUCGUGAUUGCGUCGGACUACUCAGAAGCCAUGCUCAACGAGUCCUUCCACCUCCUCGCAGGCGAUCCAGACAUCAACGUCAGCAAAGUCGUGCUCGUCAAGGCCGACGCUGGAAGGCUGCCUUUCACAUCCUCCAGCUUAGCGGCUGUUCACACCAGUGCGGCAAUUCAUUGCUGGCCUCAGCCUCUCCAUGCCGUGGCCGAGAUCGCGAGGCUGCUCCAACCGGGAGGGAUCUUCGUAGCGAGCACCUUUCUAUUCCCUCUGCCGCCUCCACCGAUCGACAAGCUGCUGGAGCCUUUAAGACAGGCACUGGGGAGAAUGCAAUGCCCUCUACGCCUGUGGACGGAGCUGGAUUUGCGAGAGAUCGCCACAGCCAAUGGGCUCAUCAACUGGAAGAGCACGCGCCAAGGAGCCUUCGUCUUGUUCUCGGCAACAAAGCCGCUGUAAAAGACAUUGGAAACCAUAGAAUAUCCUCGCGCUUUUUAGGGUU